AUGUGGGCGCCGGACAAGUUCAACGCGCCGCCACUCAAGAUGGACAGUCGUUACACCAGCACUGCGGGAAUCGGAGACUUGAACCAGCUGAGCGCGGCCAUCCCGGCCACGCGGGUGGAGGUGUCGGUAUCCUGCAGAAAUCUUCUGGACAGAGACACAUUUUCAAAAUCGGAUCCAAUUUGUGUCUUAUAUGUACAAGGAGUUGGAAAUAAAGAAUGGAGGGAGUUCGGAAGAACUGAAGUAAUUGAUAAUACUUUGAAUCCUGAUUUUGUAAGAAAAUUUAUUCUGGACUACUUUUUUGAAGAAAGAGAGAAUCUUCGUUUUGACUUGUAUGAUGUUGAUUCCAAGAGCCCCAACUUGUCCAAACAUGACUUUCUGGGACAAGUGUUUUGUACAUUGGGGGAGAUUGUUGGUUCACAGGGAAGUCGCCUGGAAAAGCCAAUAGUAGGGAUUCCAGGGAAGAAAUGUGGUACUAUCAUACUUACAGCAGAAGAACUAAAUUGUUGCAGGGAUGCUGUUUUGAUGCAAUUUUGUGCAAACAAAUUGGACAAGAAGGACUUCUUUGGAAAAUCAGAUCCUUUUCUCGUAUUUUAUCGAAGUAAUGAAGAUGGCAGUUUUACAAUUUGUCAUAAAACAGAAGUUGUCAAGAAUACUCUGAAUCCUGUAUGGCAGGCAUUCAAGAUCUCAGUCAGAGCUUUAUGUAAUGGAGAUUAUGACAGAACAAUCAAAAUAGAGGUUUAUGACUGGGAUAGAGAUGGAAGAUAUGAAAAACUAGGUCUCAGAAUGAGAAUAUUACUUGCCCGUUUUACUUGUUUCUCAACUGUCCUUCUAAGCAUGGAUUUUAUCUCUCCUCAUCCUUUACUUCUUAGUGUUAUGAAUCCUAAAAAGAAAGGAAAAAAGAAAAAAUAUAUUAAUUCUGGAACAGUAACUUUGCUCUCUUUCUUGGUAGAAACUGAAGUAUCAUUCCUUGACUAUAUCAAGGGAGGAACACAAAUCAACUUCACCGUGGCUAUUGAUUUUACAGCAUCAAAUGGUAAUCCUGCCCAGCCCACUUCUCUCCACUACAUGAAUCCUUACCAACUGAAUGCCUAUGGUAUGGCACUGAAGGCCGUGGGAGAAAUUGUUCAAGAUUAUGAUAGUGAUAAAAUGUUUCCAGCUCUAGGUUUUGGUGCAAAAUUGCCUCCAGAUGGAAGGAUAUCUCAUGAAUUUGCUUUGAAUGGGAACCCUCAAAACCCCUACUGUGAUGGCAUAGAGGGGGUCAUGGAGGCUUAUUAUAGGAGUCUGAAAUCUGUACAACUGUAUGGACCAACCAACUUUGCUCCUGUAAUUAACCAUGUAGCAAGAUAUGCUUCUUCUGUAAAAGAUGGCUCCCAGUAUUUUGUGCUCCUGAUUGUGACAGAUGGUGUCAUCUCAGACAUGGCUCAAACCAAGGAGUCCAUAGUUAACGCCUCAAAACUUCCAAUGUCAAUAAUUAUAGUAGGUGUUGGACCAGCAGAAUUUGAUGCUAUGGUCGAAUUGGAUGGAGAUGAUGUCAGAGUUUCUUCCAGAGGAAAGUAUGCUGAAAGGGACAUUGUACAGUUUGUACCAUUCAGGGAUUAUAUUGACAGAAGCGGAAACCACAUAUUGAGCAUGGCUAGAUUGGCUAAAGAUGUCCUAGCUGAGAUCCCCGAGCAGUUUCUCUCCUAUAUGAGGGCCCAUGGAGUCAAGCCAUCACCUGCGCCUCCCCCGUACACCCCACCUACACAUGUGUUACAGACUCAAAUAUGACUCUGCUUAAAUGUUAACUACACAUCAGUGAGAACUGCUGAGUCAAUGCUUUGUGCCUGGUGCUUUGUAAUGAACCAGGGAAUGAGAUACUUUUCUCAGUUUGGUAUCAGCAGUACUGGUUAAUGUGCUUUCUUGGAUCCAAAAUUAACUCUCUUCAUAAACCAAAAUUGUAAAUAUGGUUGUUGCAUGAGCAACAGAAAACUUGUUUAAAUGCUUGAAGCAAAAUAUGGAUGUCUUCUCUGAAUAUUUUAUUUUUGUUUUGGACAGAAACAGCUAAUUUCCAAUAUAUUGUUGGGAAAAAGCACAAAUUAUGUUUUUAACUCAAAUAUGUCCUCAACUGCUGUGUGUAUAGGAAAGCAGUCUCUCUGUAUCACUGUUUACAUGUUACUACUUUUUAAAUUUCAAUACUUUUAUAAUUGUUCUUAAAAUAAGAGUUUUGAAUAUUGAAUCCUUUGUCUUCUAAAUUGCAAUAGCUAUAAUCACAAGAGCAAUAUCUCUUUGAAUGGCUGUCUGGACAAAUACAAUCACAAAUAAGAAAAGGGAAAGAUACUUUCAUAUUUCUCAGUCACUGAAUUGUGUCUUAUGAAGCUACAGAUGCUUUGUAAUCAGUUUCUCUGUGUUGUUUGCCAAGUAUGGGAAUAUAAGCUUAGCAGAUGUGAAUCCUGUAAGAACAUGCAUUUUUCAUGGAGUUUGGGUUCUAAAUUUAGACUGCAGUCAAUUUAUGUUUUGUAUUGGUAAGUAGAAAUUAUAAAAAGUCAAACAUUGUGAACUUUAAAUGCACAAAAAAUAAUUUGUGUAAAAAGUAGCAUCUUUAUAUUAUAAUGAUAUUUAGAAAGACUAAGACCAAGAAUAUUUAACUGUGAUUCAUGUAGCAAAUGUUUUAAACUUUUUAUUCUGUUAUAUAUUGUCUAGAUACUUUAAUUCAAAGGGAUACUGGUUCUCUUGAUUUGGAUUCCUUCUUAUCACCUUUCCACAUUGCCACACAGGGUGCAUAGGCUGGAAGUCUUUUGUGAAAUUCCCAGUUAAAUAUACACAACCUUGUGACUUAGUGCACAACACAUUUGUGAAAUACCUACUCCUAUAUACUGAUCUGCCUGUCCACAUUUAAUUGUAAAGAGUUUUUGCAUGUACAGUUUUUACAAGGAUUACAAUUUUGUGACGUGUCUAAAUUAAAGCAUUUCUUUAGAACAAAUGGCCUUAAAUUCUCACAGAUUUCCUGGAAAUGAUUGUGAAUUGCCUUCAAAUAAUAGAAACGUGUGUUUAUUUAUUUAUUUUUCUUUUGUUUCUACAAUGUAACUGCUUUAUAAUUUUUUUUCCUUACCUAUAUCCUAUUUACUACUUGGUUUAUUUCUACUUGUUAUUCUAUUUGUCCCAAGUUGACUUAGGGUGACUUUUAUAAGCAUGAAAAUAUUUUACUGAAAACCAAAAUAUAUAUACCACAUAUCUACAGUAUCAAUGGUAUAUAACUGUGUAAUACUAAAUUGUCCAUUUUUAAGUAUAUAUUAAAAUCUUUAAA
Orycteropus afer afer is the source of this 3283-nucleotide messenger RNA. RefSeq names its product copine 8 (gene CPNE8). Gene Ontology annotation, biological process: cellular response to calcium ion. The record is from RefSeq and is a predicted model, not a curated record. Gene Ontology annotation, molecular function: calcium-dependent phospholipid binding. Gene Ontology annotation, cellular component: plasma membrane. Lineage: Eukaryota; Metazoa; Chordata; Mammalia; Tubulidentata; Orycteropodidae.